AUGGCAGCAUCUUCAGUGAUCGGAGUCAUUGAUGGGAAGUUUGAAAGUGGGUACAUAGUUACAGUGAGAAUGGGUUCGGAGACACUGAAAGGUAUACUUUAUGAAGUGCCACAGCACACUCCAUUGCCAACAUCCCAUCGAAGUAAGAAAUCAGACACCAAAAAGAAAGUUCCUGUUCAUCCAAAACAUAGCAGAAAUGGCUACAAUUUCUUCUAUGCUGAACAGCAUGCAACACUGAAGGCACUUCACCAAGGAAAGGAGGGACAGAUUCCUAGAAUGAUCGGUCAACUCUGGUCAAAGUUAAAAGUAUCCCAAAAAAUGAUUUAUCAAGAGAUGGCUAUGAAGGAUAAAGAAAGGUACAUGGUAGAAAUGGAGGAUUAUUUGGAGAAACUGAAAACGGGUCCAGUUAUCACUAAUGCUGUGCCACUUCGACAGUGGCCGCCCAAACAGGACACAGACAUGUUGGAUGAAGUUGAGACUAACAAAGGCAAUUCAAGUGGAGAAGACUUGGAAGAUGAUUUAUAA
Messenger RNA from Vigna angularis (adzuki bean), 525 nucleotides. RefSeq names its product high mobility group B protein 15. The record is from RefSeq and is a predicted model, not a curated record. Lineage: Eukaryota; Viridiplantae; Streptophyta; Magnoliopsida; Fabales; Fabaceae. The transcript is spliced from 2 exons. The coding region runs from base 1 to 525 and encodes 174 amino acids.